This is a messenger RNA of Chilo suppressalis (striped riceborer), 1497 nucleotides long. Lineage: Eukaryota; Metazoa; Arthropoda; Insecta; Lepidoptera; Crambidae. The record is from the annotation of a GenBank genome assembly.
AUGGCAGCUGAAAAGGAAAACGUGAAUAGGUUAAAAACAAUAACAAAGAUUCCCUUGCCAGUGGAUCCUUUACCUGCGUUGCCCAAACAUUUAUUCGAGAUUAAGAGUAAAACGAAUAUGAAUGCGAGCGAGUUGAAUAAUCGCUUAGCCGAAAGCAAGAGUAAACCAAAAGAUUUAAACGAGAGAUAUCCUCUUAGAACAUUGAAUUCACAACAAAAUUUAGCUGUACCCGGCCCCAGUCAUCGCACUAAGGAAGCUGAUGUCAGACCAAAACAGAAGAUAGAUGCCCGUUACGUAACACGAAGACCGAAAACAGAAAACCUGGAUUGGGAUUUCAGAGUCUUCAAGGAUGAUGUUACACAAGAAGACAAAGUUAUUAUAAUAAGUGAUGAUGAGGAUAGUAGUAAAGAGAAAAAGUACAAAUUCUUCGUAGCUAACAAGCAAAAAAGUUGCCUUGGUGAAAGCAUGGCAGCAGUAACACCCGCUGUAAAAAAUCUAGAACCAAAUAGAGUGAAAAAACUGAAAAGGAGCUUGAAGAGACCACAUAGUAGGGAGCUGCAGGGUCUGCCUUCUGAGGCUAAAGAGCAAAAGAAAGUAGGCGAUAAGAUAAGGCCGAAACUGUAUUUCAAUGAACCUUUACAAGAGAGGUUAAUGUCCCCAGACUUUUUAAGGAGAUCGUAUAUGGUAUGCCAUACACGAGACUACUCGACGGACACAUUCGAUUAUCUUCUCGGGGUCGAACAGAGACCGGUCACUCCGAACAUCUCCAGCAAAACCAGGGCUUGCGUCAUCAACUGGCUCAUGAGGGUCAACGGUCCAGACGGGAAUCCAGCCACUGUCCAAACAGCUGUGUGGUACUUAGACUCAGUACUGGCGACGGGCCAAGUCCAGGUGAACAAGCUCCAGCUGGUCGCCGCCGCUUGCUACUGGGUCGCCCACAAGCUGCACGGCCCAGGCCUCUCCGCCACAAGGCUGGUUAAUUGUUCCAACUACGCCUUCACCACUGAAGACCUACUGUGUGCGGAGAAAUCUAUACUACAAAGACUGAAAUUCCCAUCUCAACCCGUCGUGGCUCAGGAAUAUAUCACUUACCUAUCGUGGUGGUGCGACCGAUACCAUCCGGGCGAAAUCGAGGUGGCAGCCACCUUCCUCUGCAUGUGUGGCAUCAUGGUGGACAAGAGUCUGUGCAACGAGUAUCCAUCGGUGGUCGCCUGUGCUGCAGUUCGAAAUGUUCUGCUACUCUUAGACAAGAAACAUCUGAUGACACAACUCCAGCUAUGUCCAAUUUUCAGAUCAGCUGAGAAGAAAGCAUCUAACAUGGCCUACACCUGUUCGCUGUUAAGGAGAGCAGUCCGUACCGUUGUCAGCACUGCAUACGAGUAUAAGGCACCCUUCGAGCACUACGGCACCCCCCCAUCAUACAUAGCGCAGAGGAUCUUCAACGCAUCCAUCGAAUUCAACAUCAUAGACAUAAGAAACACGUGCAGAAACAAUUGA